Colletotrichum phormii is the source of this 1236-nucleotide messenger RNA. RefSeq lists its product as uncharacterized. The transcript is spliced from 3 exons. The record is from RefSeq and is a predicted model, not a curated record. NCBI's taxonomy places the organism in Eukaryota, Fungi, Ascomycota, Sordariomycetes, Glomerellales, Glomerellaceae. The coding region runs from base 1 to 1236 and encodes 411 amino acids.
AUGUCGACCGACUCGGGUCCGUCACCGUUGCCCGGGCUUCCUGGAUACGACCCUCAAAACAUUCAGCCAUGGACUGUCGAAGUUGUGGUUUCGGUGACGGUCCUCGCCGUACUCGCCGUUAUUCUCCGCCUCAUCAGUCGUCAAACGAAGGGUCAGAAGCUGUGGUGGGAUGAUUACUUGAUUGUCUGGUCGAUGUUAUGGAACCUCAUCGUCGUUGGCUUCAUCUUCGCGAUGCACUCGGUGGGGAUGGGCCUCCACGCAGACAAGGUCGGCGUCGACAACAUCGUGUUGAUGGCCAAGUACCUCGUCGUAGCAGAGGUUCUCUAUGCCUGGAACCUGGGCUGGACCAAGCUUAGUUUGAUGUUGAUGUACUACCGCAUUUUCCAUAUCCCAUUCUUCAAGAAGAUGACGUGGUUCGUCAUCUCCUUUGUCUUCGCCUGGGUCAUCUGCAUCACUUUCCUCUUCAUCUUCAUCUGCGUACCUGUCGAGAAGCUUUGGUAUCCCGACAUCCCGGGCAGAUGCAUCAACCAAGUCGCGACCUGGAUUGCCAACGCAGCCUCGACUAUUUUCACCGAUCUUCUCAUCUUGCUGCUGCCUCUCCCUCAGGUAUGGAAGCUGCAGCUGCAAAAGGCUGAAAAGAUUGCCCUGACCUUCGCCUUUGGCCUCGGUUUCUUCGUCGUCUUCACCUCAGCAUACCGAACGAGCGUCCUCUUCACCUACAGCGGGACCGACCCAAGUUACACUCUCGCCCCGACUGUCGGCUGGACCGCCAUCGAAAUGUCCGCCGGGAUCGUCUCCGCCUGCCUACCAACCAUCCGUCCCGCUAUGCAGCGUAUCGUUCGAGCCUGCGGUUUCAAGGGCAGCAUGGGCGGCAUGUUCCGCAGCACGACCGCGCUGGGCUUCGGCUCCAGCAGGAACAAGUCCAACUUCAGCAACGGCAUGUCCUCGCAGGACCCCCACACGAACAACGGCUCCCAGAUCGCUCGCAACCUCUCGACGACCAAGCAUGGAGCUGGGGAAGAUGCCUUUUAUCGGUUGCCUGACGACAACGGUUCUGAGGGUACCAGUCGCCAGCCUACGCCUCCUUUGGCAGAUUCAAAGCUCAGGCCAGAUACCACUGGAUUUGGAUACUCCGUCUCGAGUUAUCCUGUCAAGGACAAGGACGACAAGAGCGAUGAUGAGAUUCCCCUUCACGCCAUCCGCGUGCAAAGGGACUUCAAGCAUACGACAGAAUGA